Molecule: messenger RNA, 1889 nt
Organism: Felis catus (domestic cat)
Lineage: Eukaryota; Metazoa; Chordata; Mammalia; Carnivora; Felidae
Exons: 3
Coding region: 825-1760 (311 amino acids)
Source: RefSeq, a predicted model, not a curated record
UCAGUAAAUGAGGGGCUGCUGUGGACCUCCCUCCCCCCACCCCCCGCCAACUUUCAGGGAUGCCCUCCAGGCUCACGGCUGGAAUCCAAGAUGAUUAACUACACCCCAGAACACACAGGCCGGCCCCGACAUCGGAGCCCCAACAUAUCCCGGGGGCCAGGCGGCGGACCGCCUUUACUCGCGGGUGGACUGUUUACUUCACGAGUGGACUGUUGAGUGGACUGUUGACCGCCCGUGGAAUGAGAGCACCGGGCCACAUUUCUGAGCCCUGCUACACUCCAGGUUUCUGUGUGUCCCGGUCCCCGUCACAAUAUCCAGACGGGUCGGGGCCGGGGGGCAGUGCCCUCUGCAUGAGGGGCUGGGGGGCACCGGGACGGCACAUGUCGGUGACCGCGAUCAGCCACCCUGCCCACAACUUGCAAAAGCGGAUGGUUAAGACCUGGGGAGUUCUGUGAGCUGGUUAGCACCCUGCGGGUAGCUGGCCACCUGCCACGUGGGCGUGUUCACGCCAAAGUAACGGGCUCCUGCUACAAACCACCGCGAGCGGCGCGAAGAGGGUUCACACAGACAGCAGGGGCAUCUCCGACGCACCAAGCAGACCCGCGGUGCAUUCGAGGGACACCCCGGAACCACCACCACGAGGCGCCGCGCCCAGCACCCUGGGGAGCCCACAGCCCCACCCCCCCUCCCACGCACUUCCGCGGUGAGCUGGCGCCUCUCCCGCUCCUCCGGGUCGCCAAGCCCGGGCAGCAGCACGGUCGGCAUGGUGUCCUCGGCCCCCGCCAGCGGCUCAGCGGGGAGGGUGGCCGUGCCAGCUCGCGCCAAUGGCUAUGAGGGUGGGUCUUGACCACCAGAAAGGUGUGGGAGCCGGGCGCAAACCUGGGUCGUGCUCACACCCUGCGGCCCCACCCUCACUCCUGGCAGGUCAGCCCACGCUUGGCCUGAGCACCACUGCCACCUGCUGGGAUCCCUGUGAACCCCCUGCCGCCAGCCCUCCCUGCGCAUCGCAUCUGGCAGGGGGGUGGGCCCAGGCCACCCGGGGCCGCUGUUGCUGCCGCCGCCACUCUGCCCAGGAAGCCAGGGAACAAGCAGGAUGCAGCCAGGGGCUAAAACGCGAUCUGGGGGUCUGGGGGGGGACACGGGCCAACCACCCCCGCCCCAAGCAGGAGGACAGACGGGCACUGCUCACUGCAGGGACACACUCAGGAGGCCACCAGGACUGGAGAAAUGCCCCAAGGCCUCCCUCCCUCCCUCCUCCGACCACUGCUGCUCCAAACCCGCGGCUGAGCAGGGAGCCAGCGCCGGCCACAAACACUGGAACGUGUCCCCAACCCUGCCUUCAGGGGAGUGCCCAGGGGCAGACCAGCAGCCGCCGCGACCUGGGGCCCAGACGGCGCCGCGGAAGCUCCUGCACCGAAGGUCAGCGGUCACUACAGGCCACAGGAGGCCUUCCACGGUGGCCCGAGGUGAAGCCCGCCUCCAGCUCCGCUCAGGGGCCCGGCGGUGGCCUCACAGACGCUGACGAGGACGAAGGAGAGCCACAGGCCACCGUGGGAACCCCCACCGGGAGGCAGAUGAUGGGCAAGGACCUGCACACCAGCCCGCGAGGACGGGGGCUCUCACCCGCUGCUUGGGUUUCUGAACAGCCCACCCCUCAGGGCAAAGCACAGGACAAGACCCAGAGCACGCGAGCCGGCACACCAUCCAUCAGCCUCCCUGCGUGGGAUCAGGGCUGCGUUCUGAGACCAGGAAGCAAAUGAUGCUUCCAGAAAGAAAUUAAAACUUGGGGUGCCUCGGUGGCUCAGUCGGUCAGGCGUCCGACUUCGGCUCAGGCCAUGAUCUCACGGUUCCUGAGUGUGAGCCCCACGUCGGGCUGUGUGCCGACAGCU